Nicotiana tabacum (common tobacco) is the source of this 1178-nucleotide messenger RNA. The record is from RefSeq and is a predicted model, not a curated record. NCBI's taxonomy places the organism in Eukaryota, Viridiplantae, Streptophyta, Magnoliopsida, Solanales, Solanaceae.
CAGUAAGCCGCACCUGCCCAAAAGCUGGCUAGAGAAAAGAGGAUAGCUUAAAAUUCUGUUUUUACAGUUUGCUGAGUGUUGUAUAGCUUUGAGAAAGAAGAAGAAGAAGAAGAAGAAGAAGAAGCAUAUACUAUGUGGUUUCUAAGCAAAAAGGGUGCUUCUGGGUUCUCUGCAAAUUCAACAGCUGAGGAAGUAACUCAAGGAAUUGAUGGCUCUGCUCUUACUGCCAUUGUUACUGAACUAGAUCAUUGUAAUCUGUGGCAAAGUAACAAUGCAGGUAUCAUGGCAACCCCAUUCACACUUUCCAAGGAUAAGAUUGAGCUGCAAUUUGCAACAAACCAUGUUGGCCACUUUCUUUUGACAAAUUUAUUGCUGAAGACCAUGAAAAGAACGGCUAGUCAGAGCAGAAAAGAAGGGAGGAUUGUUAAUGUCUCCUCACGACGCCACAAAUUUUCGUACCAUGAAGGGAUUCGGCUUGACAAAAUCAAUGAUCAAUUAGGGUAUAAUGGCCUGUCUGCCUAUGGUCAAUCAAAGCUUGCCAAUGUGCUGCAUGCUAAUGAACUUGCUAGACGUCUGAAGGUACACAACUGAUCUACUAAACAGUUUAAUGUGUUUGAUGAUUGCUCUUUUCUAAUACAUUUGGUAAAAAUAUUCCACUAGAUCAUUGUAAAGGCAUGUCAUAUAAAGAUAAUAAAUCUGAGACUGACACUAGACCUAGUAAUUUUCGGAUGGAUUUACCAUGAUGAGUAAAAUCUCCUCGACGAAGUGGCAUACCAAAUGGUAGGAGGCUUUUGGCUUUGCGCUUUCUGCUAAACAAGUACUUAAAGCACACCUUUAAAUUUCAGCAUUUGCUAAAAAUGUUCUCACGAAAACAUCAUCCAUUGCAGUCCCUGUGAUAUUGCAUUGCAACACUUUUGAGUUACAAUUUUUAUCUUAAAAAUAUAUUAAAGCCCAUAGUCCCUGAAUAGAUAUUGGCAUAAGUAUCCUUUCUUCUUUUCUGAUUAGGCGUGCUAACCUAACCAGUAGACUUUGAAGUAGUUAGAUUGAAUUCUCUCUUUAACUAGCAUUGUUAGGCUUAAAGAACCUUUUGGUACUCUGCUUGUCAAGAGUAACAGCCUAACAGUAGAAGAUAAGCUUUUUAUCCAUUUUAAGAAUAAUAAUGUGGCCAUUUCCUUUAA